Molecule: messenger RNA, 507 nt
Organism: Drosophila willistoni
Lineage: Eukaryota; Metazoa; Arthropoda; Insecta; Diptera; Drosophilidae
Exons: 3
Coding region: 1-507 (168 amino acids)
Source: RefSeq, a predicted model, not a curated record
AUGUUUGGCCAUAUUGGCAAAGAUUGUCCCAAGAAAUCGGAAAAACGCGAAACAGAGGACAAUGCUGUUAACGAUGAUAAAUACAAUGAUGAAAAUGAUGAUUACAACGACGUUAAUGAUGAUGACUACUCCGAAGAUGACGAUAAUGAUGAUUACAACGAUGAUAAUGAGAAUGACGAUUACGAAGAUGAUGACGACGAUGCUGAAAGCCAAUUCCUUCAUAACGUCUUUCCACAGCCGCACCGUAUCAUUAAUUGGUAUGGUCCGCACGGGAUAAACUUCUACCGAUGCCGGGACUGCCGGGGAGUCCAUGCUCUUCGGCAUUGCCAACGGGCUGAGAAGCGGCUCCGGACGGACAACGUACCGGUAGAAAAAUGGUUUGAGAACUUUAAGCAGAAUGCCGAAGCUUACAAGCUCACAGACAAGCAGAUGUAUGUGUAUUGGCUAACGGCUGUGCCCUUGCGGAGCCCCAAACUGCUCGCUUUAUAUGAUGCGGCCUUCGGAUGA